This is a messenger RNA of Lotus japonicus, 1633 nucleotides long. Its product is annotated as oligouridylate-binding protein 1B-like. NCBI's taxonomy places the organism in Eukaryota, Viridiplantae, Streptophyta, Magnoliopsida, Fabales, Fabaceae. Gene Ontology annotation, molecular function: mRNA binding. The record is from RefSeq and is a predicted model, not a curated record. The coding region runs from base 132 to 1388 and encodes 418 amino acids. The transcript has 12 exons.
GGUUUUGCGUGGAGUCCUCUGGUUUUCUCUGAGGCUCUGCUCUGAGAGGGUCAUUGUGUUUGGGGACCCUUUGAACCCUAAUCUCCAACCAAACCCAUUUUCCUGGAAAAUCAAACACAACAAGCAGGAAAAUGCAGAAUCACAGGUUGAAGCAGCAGCAACAGCAAGCUCUUAUGCAGCAAGCGCUUCUCCAACAGCAAUCUCUCUACCACCCUGGUCUCCUUGCUCCUCCUCAGAUUGAACCAAUCCCAAGUGGAAAUCUGCCUCCUGGUUUUGAUCCAAGUACUUGCCGCAGUGUGUAUGUGGGGAACAUCCACACACAGGUAACUGAGCUGCUUUUGCAAGAAGUUUUUGCAGGUACAGGCCCUGUUGAAGGUUGUAAACUUUUCAGAAAGGAGAAGUCAUCCUAUGGAUUCAUUCAUUACUUCGAUCGUAGAUCUGCUGCUCUUGCCAUAUUAACUCUCAAUGGGAGGCAUCUAUUUGGGCAGCCCAUCAAAGUUAACUGGGCAUAUGCUAGUGGUCAGAGAGAAGAUACAUCAGGACACUACAACAUAUUUGUUGGUGAUCUUAGUCCUGAGGUUACUGAUGCUACGCUGUUUGCAUGCUUUUCUGUCUACCCCAGUUGUUCUGAUGCAAGGGUUAUGUGGGAUCAGAAGACUGGGCGUUCGAGGGGAUUUGGAUUUGUUUCAUUUCGUAGUCAACAGGACGCACAAAGUGCUAUUAAUGAUUUGACUGGAAAGUGGCUUGGAAGUAGACAAAUACGCUGCAAUUGGGCAACAAAAGGUGCUGGUGGCAAUGAAGAAAAGCAAAACUCAGACACCAAAAGUGUGGUAGAACUAACUAAUGGUUCAUCUGAAGAUGGUAAAGAAAUAUCUAACAGUGAUGCUCCUGAGAACAAUCCUCAAUAUACUACUGUUUAUGUGGGUAACCUUGGUUCAGAGGCAACACAGCUCGAUCUCCAUCGCCACUUCCAUGCUCUUGGAGCUGGAGUAGUAGAGGAGGUUCGUGUCCAGCGUGACAAAGGGUUUGGUUUUGUGAGGUACAGUACUCAUGCUGAAGCAGCUCUAGCUAUUCAGAUGGGGAAUACUCAGUCUAUUCUCUGUGGCAAACAAAUUAAGUGCUCAUGGGGCAGCAAGCCCACUCCACCUGGAACUGCUUCAAAUCCUCUUCCCCCACCUGCUCCUGCAACUCUGCCUGGCUUCUCUGCGACUGAUCUUCUGGCGUAUGAGCGACAGCUAGCAAUGAGCAAGAUGGGUGGUGUCCAUGCCUUGAUGCACCCCCAAGGGCAGCACCCUCUUAAACAGGCAGCAAUUGGAGCGAGCCAGGCGAUAUAUGAUGGUGGGUUCCAGAAUGUUGCAGCUGCACAGCAAAUGAUGUACUACCAGUGAUUAUACUGAGGUUCUCUUGAUGUGGUUUAAUGCUAUGUCUGCCUAUCUAUAUGUCCUGCCAUGUGCACAUUGUUGAUUGGUAUUAAACUCUAGGGAGGUCUUUCUUUUUUUUACUCAAGGGUGGUGAGGUAGUUACCCCCACCAUAUUUAGAGAAUAUGAUUGAACAUUUGUAUGCGUCUGUAUCAUGUAUUUUAUGCGGUUUUUCUAUUCAAUAGUGGUGAGUGCCCAUGAUUAUAACUUAUAA